UCGCACGCCACUUCACUCUGUCUCCCCCCUCUCUAUCUCUAACCCUUUUCAAUAAAUUUUUUUUUUUAAAUUGUCCUUUUUUUGCUUCUAGAUUCUCUCUUCAACACUACAGUACUUCUUCACUCAUUACUCAUUGGCUAACUUCCGUCAUCUUCUUUCUUGUUGUUCUUCUCCUCCCAUUUUCCCAUAAAAGCUCAAGAAAGAACCAUAGAUUAGCCAGAGAUGAUCUUGCAUGAAUUUGUGCAGAAAACUUGUUGAAUAUUCAUCAAUUCGAUUGUAAAUGUGGAGAAUCGCAAUGGAAAAGCAAGGCGCAACCAAUAGACUAGAACCGGUUGCUACUGCUAAGGGAAAUUCAUGGGAUGAGAAACUAAUCAGUUUCAUGAGUACAUUUAGCGAUAACAGCAUCCCUUCGGAUGUUUUGGUUUUCGGAAACAACAGAUCAUCUAGUGUACACUCUUCGCUCAACCAACCGAAUGGAGGCUUAAGGGUUAAAGACUUACAAAUGCAUGGAGGACAGUAUGGUGAAGAUAACAUCUUUGAUGAAGCAGAACCAUCAUGGUUUCUUAAAUCAGACCAAAACUCUGAGCAAGAGCAUCUGAGGUUUUCAACUAUGGCUUCUCCAACGAGUAGAAAUAAGACACCAGCUACUCUUGCUUGCCAUUCAGCUGCAUUCACUCCAUACACUUCUCCAGAAUCAUCUUUUUGGGUUAACUCGCCUGAUCAAUGCAGUCAAACUUGGGCAAGUUCAUCGUUACAAAGAGCACGGCUGCCGCUGGAAUCGGCUGAAGAACCCGUGUAUGUGAAUGCUAAGCAAUAUCACGGAAUCUUAAGGCGAAGACAGUUACGUGUCAAGGCCGAAUUAGAAAAUAAAGCUUCCAAAAUAAGAAAGCCAUAUCUUCAUGAGUCUAGACAUUUGCAUGCAAUGAGAAGAGCAAGAGGUUGCGGAGGAAGGUUCCUCAGCAAAAAGAUGCAGCUGAACCACAACAACAACGACGACGACGACAACAACCAAACUGAUGAUCAUUAUCUUCAUCAUCGGAACAAUGAUGAUGCGAAUUCGGAGAAGAGCAUCAAUUGCAACAGUUAUAAUGCAUCUGUUCCGGACCAAACUGAUCGUCGCGAUCGCACGAUUUCAACCGGCUUAUCUCUUGGCUUGCAGCAGGCGUCAAUCCGAACUCUGCCGUAGGAAAACAUGCAUAUUCAAAAUCCCUUUCAUCACUGAAAGAAAGAAAUUGCAGAACAAGAGAGACAUUUUCACUGCAGAACUCAGUAGAUUUGUGCCACUCGGGACUUUUUCGUCCUGCAAUGUGCAUAAGAGGUAGUACAUAUAUGGGUUAAUAGGCAAGUAAAAAAAACCCUUAUAAUAGUGGCCAAAUACUUUGCUGAAUUGGUGUAUCAUUAUAGUAACUUGAGGUUGAUAUAACGGAAUUUGGCUCGGAUUUGAUAUUCACACACUAGCACCUUAUCAUACAAUAAGGUUGUCAUCCAGAUGUAUUUAAAUGAAAAACCGGGCGAAUAUAACAUAUUUGAAAAAUCA
Messenger RNA from Oldenlandia corymbosa var. corymbosa, 1537 nucleotides. The record is from the annotation of a GenBank genome assembly. Lineage: Eukaryota; Viridiplantae; Streptophyta; Magnoliopsida; Gentianales; Rubiaceae.